AUGCAUUCGGGCUCCAACAGGGAUUACUACUAUCCCGAUGAACGGGACUACUACCACGACUCACGAGACCCAAGAGAGACACGAUACUUAAGAGAUCCCAGAGAUUCAAGAGACUCGCUCGCACUCAGCGACCGUCACAGCCACGGCCACAGUCACAGCGACCACCGCAGCCGCAGCUCACACAGCCACGGCGACCACAAAAGCACACACCACAAGAAAAGCAGCAGGGAACGCGAUCCCCACCAUGAUCUCCAUCUGGCCGAGGGAGCGGUAGUAGCCGCGGCCGUCGCCGAGGCCAUCCACCAUCACCGGAAAAAGGGAGGCGAGGACGUGAGCUCUGGGUUCGGCCAUAUUGCUCGAACCGUGGGCGCUGGUGCGCUUGGAGCCGUUGCUGCCAAUGAACUCGAGAGAGCGCGGGAUUCGCAUCGCAAUAAGAGUCCGCGCGAGUCGAGUGGACAUCAUCGGCACCAUGGGCAUAACCAUGACCAGGACCACGGGUAUUAUAGGAGAUAA
Penicillium verhagenii is the source of this 513-nucleotide messenger RNA. RefSeq lists its product as uncharacterized. Lineage: Eukaryota; Fungi; Ascomycota; Eurotiomycetes; Eurotiales; Aspergillaceae. The record is from RefSeq and is a predicted model, not a curated record. The coding region runs from base 1 to 513 and encodes 170 amino acids. The transcript has a single exon.